Messenger RNA from Gracilinanus agilis (Agile Gracile Mouse Opossum), 1677 nucleotides. It is a transcript of the gene P2RY2, whose product is annotated as purinergic receptor P2Y2. Gene Ontology annotation, cellular component: plasma membrane. The transcript has a single exon. Gene Ontology annotation, biological process: positive regulation of mucus secretion; phospholipase C-activating G protein-coupled receptor signaling pathway; blood vessel diameter maintenance. The record is from RefSeq and is a predicted model, not a curated record. Gene Ontology annotation, molecular function: A1 adenosine receptor binding; G protein-coupled UTP receptor activity; G protein-coupled purinergic nucleotide receptor activity. The coding region runs from base 1 to 1071 and encodes 356 amino acids. Lineage: Eukaryota; Metazoa; Chordata; Mammalia; Didelphimorphia; Didelphidae.
AUGGAGAGUGAAACCAUCCUCUGGAACCAAAGUGUCAACGACUCCCUGGAUAUAAACCCACUGGGCUACAAAUGCAAAUUUAAUGAGGGCUUCAAGUACGUGCUGCUGCCUGUGUCCUAUGGCGUGGUUUGUGUGCUGGGUCUAUGCCUCAAUGCUCUGGCCCUCUAUAUUUUCCUGUGCCGGAUAAAGACAUGGAACUCCACCACCACCUUUAUGUUCAACCUUGCCAUCUCUGACACCCUCUACGUGGUCUCCUUGCCUCUCCUUAUCUACUACUAUGCCCACGGUGACCACUGGCCCUUUAGUACAGCCCUCUGCAAGGUGGUCCGAUUCCUCUUCUACACCAAUCUCUACGGCAGCAUCCUCUUCCUGCUGUGUAUCAGCAUCCACCGCUUCCUGGGCAUCUGCUACCCUCUUCAGUCGCUGCAGUGGGGCCAGGUACGCUACGCCCGACAAGUGGCCGCCGUCGUGUGGAUCGUGGUGAUCGGUUGUCAGUCGCCCGUGUUAUACUUUGUCACCACCAGCGACCGGGCUGAUCUAGUCACAUGCCAUGAUACAUCGUCCCCUGACUUGUUCGACAGCUUCGUGGCAUACAGCUCAGCCAUCCUCGUAUUGCUUUUUGCUCUGCCCUUUCUGGUCAUCCUGGUAUGCUACACAUUGAUGGUCCGGCAGCUUCUGCGACCCACGACGGGGCAGGCACGUCUCCCGAGGUCUAAGCGCAAGUCCCUGAGGAUGAUUGCUUUAGUCUUGGUGGUCUUUGCUCUUUGCUUCCUUCCUUUCCAUGUCACUCGUACACUCUACUAUACCUUUCGAUACCUGGAUGUGGGCUGUACAUCCCUCAAUGCCAUCAACAUAGCCUACAAGGUCACUCGCCCACUUGCCAGUGCCAAUAGCUGCCUGGACCCUGUGCUCUACUUCCUGGCUGGCCAGCGGUUUGUCAGGUUUGCCCGCCAUUCUCUGCCACCAGUAGCUGGACACAAGAUGGUGCUUCGAAAUCCUAGUACUCUAGACAGCGAACAGACUGGGAGCAUCCCAGGCCUCAGUGAGGACGGCAAAGAUGCUCGGCUCUAGGGCCAGAGGCAUUCAUGCAUCUUAGCCCUAAGCCCUCCAUGUCCCCCAGACUCCACUUGGGUGUGAAUGGGGGCCAGACAAGAGAAGGGUUGUGGGCUGUUUAGACACGAAGGAUGUGGAGAUGUCCACCAGACAGAACAGGGUUUGUUCUUAGAGGCCAGCCAUGGAAAGCCAAGAGAGAAGAGGACAUUUGACACCACCAUCUGCAUGGCUCCAGGAUAGACCCAUGGCUGUGACUGGAUUGGAUAUCCAGAAUUAGUGACAGGAAGUAGAGAGGCUGCUGACUGGGAAAUAAGCUGAGCUCUACCAUGGCCUAGAUGGGGAUGACUUGGGACAGACAUUACAUCCCCUCUCAGACUCCAUUUGCUCUAACUAAAAAGUAACCUGUUAGUAUAUUUAAGGCUGGUGAAAGAUGGCAAAAAGUCCUUCCAUAUUUAAAGCAUUAAGUGACUAUGGAUGUUUAACUAGGGGAAGAUUUGGGGUGGGAGGGAGAGAUGCUUAUUUACCUUCAAAAAUCUAAACCACUCCAGAGACUGCAGGUCCUGGGUUCAAUCUGACCUUAGACACUUCCUAGCUGUGUGACCCUGGGCAAGUCACUUAACCUCC